Passer montanus (Eurasian tree sparrow) is the source of this 2229-nucleotide messenger RNA. RefSeq names its product perilipin-3-like. Gene Ontology annotation, biological process: positive regulation of triglyceride storage; lipid storage. Gene Ontology annotation, cellular component: lipid droplet; cytosol. The record is from RefSeq and is a predicted model, not a curated record. Lineage: Eukaryota; Metazoa; Chordata; Aves; Passeriformes; Passeridae. Bases 242 to 1969 code for a protein of 575 amino acids. The transcript is spliced from 8 exons.
AGAGAGGGUGCCACAAGGUGCCAGGACAUCUGGACUGUGACCCGCAGCCGUGUGGCACUGAACUUUGUCCCACUUGUCACCGUGGAGGGGCUGGGCCUGCCCCGGGAUAUCCCCGACGUCACAAUCACCGCGUGGUCACAGCACCCGGUGGGGCGACCCGGGCACCCCAGGACCGUCCAUCGUCCCGCCGCCGGAACAACACCGGGGCCAGCUGGACCAAUUCCACCGGGCCAGCCCCACCAUGGCCACCAGCGAGCCCACGCCGGCGCAGCCCCAGGCAGAGGAGCAGCAGAGCAUCGGGACACGCGUGGCCAACCUGCCCCUGGUGAGCUCUGCUUACGACAUGGUGUCCUCCGCCUACUCCUGCACCAAGGAGAGCCACCCCUACGUGCGCUCCGUGUGCGAUGCUGCCGAGAAGGGCGUGAGGACACUGACAGCGGCAGCGGCCAGCGGGGCCCAGCCCCUCCUCACCCGCCUGGAGCCCCAGAUUUCCACCGCCAAUGAAUUUGCCUGCAAAGGGCUGGACAAGCUGGAGGAGAAGCUGCCCAUCCUGCAGCAGCCCCCCGAGAAGAUCAUCUCAGACACCAAACUGCUGGUGACCUCCACGGUGACGGGGGCCAGGGAUGUGCUGACCAGCACGGUGGAUGGAGCCAAGGAUGCAGUGACCAGCCGAGUGACCGGGGCUAAGGAUGCAGUGUCCAGCACCGUGGCUGGAGCUAAAGAUGCAGUGUCCAGCACAGUGGCUGGGGCCAAGGAUGCCAUGUCUAACACCAUGGCCGGGGCCAAGGACGCAGUGUCCAGCACUGUGGCCGGAGCCAAGGAUGCAGUGUCCAACCGAGUGACCGGAGCCAAGGAUGCAGUGUCCAGCACCGUGGCCGGAGCCAAGGAUGCAGUGUCCAGCACUGUGGCUGGGGCCAAGGACGCAGUGUCCAACCGAGUGACCGGAGCCAAAGAUGCAGUGUCCAGCACCGUGGCCGGAGCUAAGGAUGCAGUGUCCAGCACCGUGGCUGGAGCCAAGGAUGCAGUGUCCAACCGAGUGACCGGGGCCAAGGAUGCAGUGUCCAGCACCGUGGCCGGAGCUAAGGAUGCAGUGUCCAGCACCGUGGCUGGAGCCAAGGAUGCAGUGUCCAGCCGAGUGACCGGUGUGAUGGACAUGACCAAAGGGGCAGUGCAGGGUGGCGUGGAGCUGACCAGGUCUGCGGUCAGCAGCGGCGUCAGCACCGUGGGCCAGAUGGUGGCCAGUGGGGUGGACUCCGUGCUGGGCAAGUCGGAGGAGCUGGUGGACCAUUACCUGCCCAUGACAGAUGAGGAGCUGGCCAAGCUGGCCACGGCCGUGGAGGGCUUCGAGCCGGAGCAGCAGCGGCAGCAGCACAGCUACUUCGUGCGCCUGGGCUCCCUCUCCUCCAAGGUGCGGCAGCGAGCGCUCCAGCACUCCCUGGGCAAGCUGCAGAGCGCCCGCCAGACCAGCCAGGACCUGCUGGCCCAGCUCCAGCGCACCCUCGACCUGGUGGAGCAACUGAAGCAGGGCAUGGACCAGAAGCUGCAGGGAGGGCAGGAGAAGCUGCAGCAGCUGUGGCUGGAGUGGAGCAAGACGCAGCCGGGCAGUGGCAAGGACCAGGUGCCACCAGAGGCUGUGGAGUCGGGCGUGUUGACCAGGCUGCAGGGCUUGAGCCAGCAGCUGCAGAAGUGCUUUCCCCUGGUGUCCAGCAGCCUGCAGGGCCUCCCCAGCACCGUCCAGGACACGGCGGGGCAGGUCCGGCACAACAUGGAGGAGCUGCGGGCAACGCUGGCCUCUGUCACCUCCCUGCAGGACGUGACAAGCUCCAUGCUGGCCCAGGCCCGCAGCCACGCCAUGAAAGCCCGGCAGCUGAUGGACGAGCUGGUGGAGCACGUGGCCUUCAACACCCCCCUGACGUGGCUGGUGGGACCCUUCGUCCCCUCGGGCAAGCGCCAGGUGGAGCUGGAGUAGCAAUCCCUGGCUGCUCCCCUCCCCAAAAAGCCUCGUUAGGAGCCUUUGCCAAACCCCCCCAGCCCCCCUCACCUUGUGCCUGCCUCUGUGGGGACCCUCCUGCCUGCCCCAGCUCUGUCCCCUUGCUGGAGACCUGCAGUUAUGUGCCUUGGCUGCCCCAAGUGCCUCUUGGGGGUCCCCCACGUCCUCGGUGCCUUCAAACCCCCACCUUUGUAGGGUCAGAACACCACAAGAAACAAUAAACUCUGGUUAGUUUUGCA